GCUGCAUUCCCAUGGUUUCCCGUGACCCAUACGAGUUCAUACGCUAUUUGAUCCGAUUGGAUACUGGAGCUAUCCAAACAACCUUCUUGACAUUGUAGGACCUGCAGGGACAGAGUCCCAGUCAGUUUAGCAUGUUGGGUCAUUACAUUAUUCAAGCCCGACCACCACGACAAGGUAGCAGUUAUCGGCCGGGACCGAAACACCUACGUGUUUAUCCGGCUCAUGAAGGGAGGUCUCAGCAGCAUCGAUUUCCGAGACCUCACUACAAAUAGCAUUAAGCAAUAUUGGAGAUGGAAAGAAUACUAGUUUACUCUCAUACUUAUUUUUAAAAGGAUUCAGAUUUCUCGAACUACAGUCCGCAUCUAUUGCAAUGAGACGAUUAAUAAUAACCCAGUUUUGUGCAUACUUUGCCAGUUUAUUAGUGGAUGGUUUAUGUGCUCAGGGUAUGUAUAUGUUUACAUAUCUUAUUUGGAUUUAAAUGCGGAUGGUUGUUUUGUAAAUUGCAGUAAGUGUUAGAGUAGCCAUAUAAUGUACUGGUUCACAUUUUAACUUUAUACAUGUGUAUAUGUAUUUCAGUAAAUAUAUUUUGUCUUUCUCAUGUUUUAAAUUACGACACAAAUUAAAUGGAUAAGUGACCUAACUUUAUACUCUCGGAAUUCUUUUACCCCUGCAGUUUGAUUCGAUGGCUAGACGAAUUCAUGUGGAUGAAGUCCCAAGGACACCCAAGGGAAAGAAUUUGGAUACCCGCAAAAUAUCAGCUGAUGAGAUUGAAUUUGAUUCAGAGAUAACCAUAAAAUCGUCUUUAGUACGUGAGUGUGAACCUGUGGAUGCUUUGUUUGAAGAGGCUGAACCAAGUGAUGAAGACGAUAAUAAACCAAAGUUUAUUGCUCGUAAAUCCAUAGAUCUCCGAAAAUUACGUUCAGAAAAAGAUAAAUGGGAAGCUAUCUGCUCCAGUCCUAUGGUGGAUUCUCGACCUCGAAGAUUGAGUUAUUCAAAAUCUUUCAGUGAAGGCGUGUUAGAUUCCGAUGAUCCUAAAACUCCCAUGCGUUUACCUAGGUAUAAUGACCCUAUUUCAUCUGCAUCACGCCGAAUGUCACGUGUGAUAAUUAAUCGUCGGUUUUCCAUGUUAGAAAUGAACCGUAAUCCUGCAUUUUCUGGAAAAUCGAAUUCAAAUAACAUAAUGCCUGCUGCCAAGUGCGAAAUGCAAGAUGCGCCGGAGGAUCCAUUCACUUUAGAAGACAAGGAGAAUGUUGAACCAUCAGAGAAAAUCGCCUCAUCUUCUUCUAAAGAAGCAAACAAUGAAACCCUAAACACAUCUGCAGUUGAUCCUAACUCAGUCUCUGAAUUCCGUAUGCUUGCGGAUAUGGAAACAGCUCGACUACUCGGAUUAUGCGGGGAUUGGAAUUGUGUACUAUCUGAAGAAGGUGAAAAUAUGCCAGAAACGGCACGGGAUUCUGUUAGAGCAGUCGUAGGAAAGUGUGAGCUUUUGUUACAGAAAAAAUUGCCAUUUUUUAAAAGUUUAAUUGAAAUGGCCGAGAAAAGUGUUGAAUCGUGUAACACUGAUGAUAAUGAUACACCAAAAACGGAUUUAAACGAUCUUCUUGGCUAUUGGACUUUAGUAUCUAAUGAAAUUCGUCUAUCUGAUAAUGCUUUUGAACGUCUACGUAUUUGGCGUGAAGACUGUAACUGGUCAGUGGAGCAGUAUCCUGUUACUCCAGCCAGAUCGGAAAUUAUUAAACGUCGUGGUCGUCCACCAAAACACGUAAAAAAUACAACGACAAUAACAUCACAUCCAAAGAGAGGUAAACUGAAAAAUUCUCAACCUGUUAACAGUGAAUUUGUCAACGCGAAUGAAGUAGAGAAUGCGUUAACUUCUCCAACAUCAGACUCAGUUGGUAUUAAAACACCUAAGGUAAUGAAUGAUAUUCGGUUGAUAUUCUGUAUUAACAGUGGUAAUAAUAUUGUUUACAGGUUUAAUCAUUAGUUGACAUCAGUUAGAGCACCAUUGGACCAUUGGAUCGGUUCCCAGUGGGUGAAUAGUCUACUAGCUCGCCUUGUUCAAACCAUAAAUCAACUACCCACUUGGUCCUAGUUCAAUUCCCAGCUGAUCCACUUUUAAAUCUCACUUAGUUAACUAGCCGAUAGUAAACUCGGAAAAGAUGGGGGUGACGGGAGAGGGUGUUGAAGUUAGCAACCUCCUCCCCCCCCCUCCAACUCGUAAAACCAAAUCAACACUGUCUCUAUUGAAAUUUCAAAGCUUAAGGCUUGAUGACCUAUUUUCUAUUCGAAACACGCAGGGAGUAAUAAUAAGAGACCACAACUAACGGUUAUUAAAACACAAACUUGUUACAUCAUGAGUAUCAAGAAAAAUGCGCUCCAAAAAAUUUCAUAGUUUGUGCGCCAAGGCUACGCUACUUCCCAGACGGCCCAGACUGAAGCACAUGGUUAUGCUAAGGGAGUUACUUCUCCUGAGCCUUUGACUUUAAGUCUGAUCCACAAGGUAGGUAGUGAAUCAGCAUCAGGAGUUACGUUCUUAUGAUUGACAGUGACCAUUAGAUCCUUUCGGAUUCUGGAGCCCAUGUACAUCAUAGGUUUUGAAUCAGGGUUUUACAGAUCCCUUAGUUAGACCUGAAUGUCCAUCAGUCCGGUUGUAAGUUCCAGACUUCCGUAUUCACCUCUUCAAUUUUAUAUGAAGUACCCGCCGCGUAAAGACAGUGAAUAGGAUCUGCUUGACAGAGUCUGUGAACACGUGGCCACAUGAAGAUUUCGAGGCAAAGACAGAAGUCUACCCACCCUCGGUUGCACCCGGUGGUUUGUGACGGCUGCUAUAGGAAUAUUUUUUGAACUACAUCAGUGAACUGAACACAGCAAAAUUCUAAUAAUCUUGUGACACAAUUAUUAUUAUCAUUGCUAUAUUCAAUCUCCCAUUAUCAUGUUUCACCUUAUCCCAAGUGUGUGUAUUAUAUCAUAAUCAUGAUAGAUGUGCAUAGUAGGUUAUAUAAUGAGUUUAUAAAGGUUUUGGAUUUUUGGAAGUUUACUAAUCAUUGGAUACCUGGUUGUUGUGAUAUUAACAGUGUGAAAGAGAGACUCUCAAGUGAAACACGUUACUUUUAUGUUUGUAGUGAAAUCGAAGGAGUGCGAGUUGUAAUCAUCCAUUAAGAUGCAAGAAAAUAUGUCAGUUAUAUUUACGCACUGUAUUAGUACAUUCGAUGUAAAGUGUGAAAAUAGAUCGAUAGCAAAAUCAACUGAGUACAGGUAAUGAUCUUUGGUUCAGGUAUUCACAAAACCGGUUUCAUCAAAUAUUGUCUAAAUCUCAAUGUUACUCUAGUCAGUGAAGUGUUAUUAAGUUAUUCAUAAAUGAUUCUGAAGUGUUAAUUCUCGAGGGUUUGAUUAGUUUCAAAUUAAAUCACGAACUGAUAUCAGGGACACUGAAAAACAAUUUCACCCCGCCUUUGAACUCUUGAACAGCACUCAUCUAUGACCCCUUCGGUGAUCGAACGCACAGCUAUCAGGUUAUAAGGUGAACCCGUUGACCAGUGAUAAAUGGUCACGUGGUUAGCCUACUUUUUGUAUAAGAAAAUCAUUCGUUAUGAUAAACUUCUAUCCUUACUUAAUAAAUGUCAUCAAUCCUGCUGAAACACUGUGUAUGCGCCUAGUGUUUAACAAUAAGCCUGUAAGCCUCAUUUUUUGUCGAAUAUAUAUAUUUAUAGAAAGUGUCCAGGAUCUCACAGCAAUUCAGAAAUAUGAUCAGUACUGCGAACAUAAGGCUGAAGAUUACACCGAAAAAGCCAGUGAGGUCUAGAUUUCUUCAGUUUUUAGAAGCUAAAAGAGCUGAAGCUGCUUCAGCUUCGACUCAGAAAAAUCCCUCUCCUCAUAAAAAUAUCGUCGAUGUACUUUCUCCACUUGGUUUACGCCCCGUCACUGGUGUUCGUGAGGAUGAAACUAAUGACAAUAACAAUAAGUAAUCACUUGCAAGAUGAAGUAUUGGAACAACUGAGAGAAAAGAAAUGAAACAAUAUACUUCAGUUCUUCACCGUUUAAUCAAUAAUUUUGUGUACUUAUUCGUUAAUUAUGCUUACUUUACUCGACUAUAUCAUAUUAUUACUAUAUUUUGUUAUUGUUCUUACAAACAUGCAAAUAUUGUUUUGAUAUGUGCACAGUAACUCUGAUAGCUAUAUUCUUCAACAAACUUAAUCUCAAAAGUUUAUGCCUAUUUUUUUCUGUGUAUGUCUGUAUAUGUGUCUAUUCAUAACUUUAUCUUUUCGCUGUUAACACAGAAUUCAUUAAAUAUAUUUCUACAGAAAUAUACAUCAAUACUUUACUUAUCA
Trichobilharzia regenti is the source of this 4328-nucleotide messenger RNA. NCBI's taxonomy places the organism in Eukaryota, Metazoa, Platyhelminthes, Trematoda, Strigeidida, Schistosomatidae. The record is from the annotation of a GenBank genome assembly.